Salvelinus sp. IW2-2015 is the source of this 616-nucleotide messenger RNA. RefSeq lists its product as uncharacterized. NCBI's taxonomy places the organism in Eukaryota, Metazoa, Chordata, Actinopteri, Salmoniformes, Salmonidae. The record is from RefSeq and is a predicted model, not a curated record.
AGCACCCGUCGUCCUCCUUUUCUGAGGGUGGCCGGGGGGAGAAGCAGACCCCCACCCCCAUGGAGGACUCUCCGCUGGCCUCUUUACCCCACACCGACUCAGGCAUUGGGGAGGAGGGCCACGGCCCUGGGGGUCUGAACGGARCCGAGUUGGGCCUGGGGCUGGGACUGGGCAUGGCAGGCAGGGAGACGGACAGAGAUAGACACAGAGAGAGGGAUGGAGGAGGAGGGGAUCUACUGUGUACCCUGUCAUCAGAGGUUAGGAGGUCAAGGGAGAGCCUAUUGGAUUCUCCCCAUAACCCUAACUCCGCCUCCAAUCCUGGUCAAGCACCUCCCUCGUCGAUCUCGAGCAUCAGCCAGACUAACAAGGGCAUCAACGUCAAGGAGAUUCUGAAGAGCCUCGUGGCCGCGCCCCUGGACGGUGGGGAGGCGGGACAGGAAGUUGGCCCCACCCCCUACCACCCUGAUCCCGCCCUCAAGACACACCCCAUGCUGCCCAUGCAGUUCCACUCAUUCGACAGGUGUGUGUCUGUGCGACGAAGGUAUGACUACUGCAGGGGUAGAGGACAGUGGCCUCCCCCAUGCACGGCGGGGAGAGACAGCCGUGAGAAGAUGAG